AUGCGCCUCAACAGCUCCGCGCCGAGCCCCGGGGGCGCGCCGGGCCCCGACCCCUUCCCGCUGCCGCCGUCGGGGAUGGAGACGACGCUCCUGGCAUCCGGCCUUGGCAACGGCUCGGGCAACGCGUCCGAGCAGGUCCGAGCGGCGCCCAACAGCGACCUGGACGUGAACACGGACAUCUACUCCAAGGUGCUGGUGACGGCCGUGUACCUGGCGCUCUUCGUGGUGGGCACGGUGGGCAACUCGGUGACGGCGUUCACGCUGGCGCGCAAGAAGUCGCUGCAGAGCCUGCAGAGCACCGUGCACUACCACCUGGGCAGCCUGGCGCUGUCCGACCUGCUCAUCUUGCUGCUCGCCAUGCCGGUGGAGCUGUACAACUUCAUCUGGGUGCACCACCCCUGGGCCUUCGGCGACGCCGUCUGCCGUGGCUACUACUUCCUGCGCGACGCCUGCACCUAUGCCACGGCUCUCAACGUGGCCAGCCUGAGUGUGGAGCGCUACCUGGCUAUCUGCCACCCCUUCAAGGCCAAGACCCUCAUGUCCCGCAGCCGCACCAAGAAAUUCAUCAGUGCCAUCUGGCUGGCCUCAGGCCUGCUGGCCGUGCCCAUGCUCUUCACCAUGGGCCAGCAGAAUCGCAGCGCCGAUGGCCAGCACCCCGGCGGCCUGGUGUGCACGCCCAUCGUGGGCACGGCCACGAUCAAGGUCGUCAUCCAGAUCAACACCUUCAUGUCUUUCGUGUUCCCCAUGGUGCUCAUCUCCAUCCUGAACACCAUCAUCGCCAACAAGCUGACUGUCAUGGUAUGCCAGGCCGCCGAGCAGGGCCAGGUGUGCACCAUUGGGGACCAGCACAGCUCAUUCAGCAUGUCCAUUGAGCCCGGAAGGGUCCAGGCCCUGCGGCACGGUGUCCGGGUCUUACGUGCCGUGGUCCUCGCCUUUGUGGUCUGCUGGCUGCCCUACCACGUGCGGCGCCUCAUGUUCUGCUACAUUUCAGAGAAGCAGUGGACCCCGUUCCUCUACGACUUCUACCACUACUUCUACAUGCUGACCAACGCCCUCUUCUACGUCAGCUCCACCGUCAACCCCAUCCUGUACAACCUCGUGUCCGCCAACUUCCGCCAGAUCUUCCUGUCCACCCUGGCCUGCCUCUGUCCCCUGUGGGGGCGCAGGAGGAAGAGGCCAGCCUUCUCGAGGAAGGCUAACAGCGUGUCCAGCAACCACACCUUCUCCAGCAACGUCACCCGGGAGACCCUGUACUAG
Equus quagga is the source of this 1257-nucleotide messenger RNA. It is a transcript of the gene NTSR1, whose product is annotated as neurotensin receptor 1. The record is from RefSeq and is a predicted model, not a curated record. The transcript is spliced from 4 exons. Gene Ontology annotation, biological process: neuropeptide signaling pathway. Gene Ontology annotation, cellular component: plasma membrane. Gene Ontology annotation, molecular function: G protein-coupled neurotensin receptor activity. Bases 1 to 1257 code for a protein of 418 amino acids. NCBI's taxonomy places the organism in Eukaryota, Metazoa, Chordata, Mammalia, Perissodactyla, Equidae.